Lacerta agilis (Sand lizard) is the source of this 2577-nucleotide messenger RNA. RefSeq names its product RecQ like helicase (gene RECQL). The record is from RefSeq and is a predicted model, not a curated record. NCBI's taxonomy places the organism in Eukaryota, Metazoa, Chordata, Lepidosauria, Squamata, Lacertidae. The coding region runs from base 139 to 2115 and encodes 658 amino acids. Gene Ontology annotation, biological process: DNA replication; double-strand break repair via homologous recombination. Gene Ontology annotation, molecular function: 3'-5' DNA helicase activity; ATP binding; four-way junction helicase activity. The transcript has 15 exons. Gene Ontology annotation, cellular component: chromosome; cytoplasm.
UUGAUUCAAAACUGCCAGCGGAGAAUAUGCUGGAAAACCUGGUGCUGGAAAGACUUUUGGUUUCAUGAGUGAAGGAAAUUAUUAGAAAAUUGCUUUGGUCAAUAUUUCACCAAGUGAGGUGCCUUUCUAACUUUGAAGAUGACAACAACACUGCCAGUGCUGGAAGAGGAAUUGGCAUCUGUUGACAGUGAACUGCAGGCUCUGGAGAUCCAGGUACAAGAACUUCUUGAACAUCAGCAGGCGCUCAUUCAGAAAAAGACAGUGCUAAAGAAGAAAAUAAAACAGUUUUCUGACUCAGAGAGCGGGAGCAGCAAAGAUGCUGAAUCAGCAGCAGAAGACUGGAACAAGGAAGAUUUUUCAUGGUCUGCAAACGUCAGAGAUGCGUUACAAAAUAACUUCAAGCUUCGAAAAUUUAGGCCUUUGCAAUUGGAAACAAUCAAUGUUACAAUGGGCGGAAGGGAUGUAUUCCUUGUCAUGCCUACUGGAGGGGGAAAGAGUCUCUGUUAUCAGCUGCCAGCAGUAUGUUCUGACGGCUUCACACUUGUGAUUUGUCCUCUGAUCUCACUAAUGGAAGACCAGCUAAUGAUGUUGGAGCAGCUGGGAGUUUCUGCGACUUUACUAAACGCCUCAAGCAGCAAGGAACAUGUGAAGUGGGUUCAUGCUGAAAUGCUGUCUCGCAGUUCGGAACUGAAACUCAUUUACGUGACCCCGGAGAAGAUUGCGAAAAGCAAGAUGUUUAUGUCAAAGCUGGAAAAAGCUUACCAAGCAGGAAGGCUUACGCGCAUUGCAGUGGAUGAGGUUCACUGCUGCAGCCAGUGGGGACACGACUUCAGGCCUGAUUACAAGCUGCUUGGUAUCUUAAAGCGGCAAUUUCCUAAUGCUCCAUUGAUUGGGCUGACAGCGACUGCAACAAGCCACGUUCUGCACGAUGCUCAGAAAAUUCUUUGCGUCCAGAAGUGCAUCACUUUCACGGCAUCAUUUAAUCGGCCCAACCUAUAUUAUGAGGUUCGACAAAAGCCAUCAGCUGCUCAGAAUUUCAUUGAGGACAUAGUCAAACUCAUCAAUGGAAGAUACAAAGGCCUUUCAGGAAUUAUCUACUGCUUUUCCCAGAAGGAUGCCGAACAGGUUACUAUGAAUUUACAGAAGCUGGGGAUUAAAGCAGGUACCUACCAUGCCAACAUGGAACCCAAAGAUAAGAGCAGAGUUCACAAGCGAUGGUCUGCCAACGACAUUCAGGUGGUAGUGGCCACCGUUGCCUUCGGCAUGGGAAUCGACAAACCAGACGUGAGGUUUGUAAUACACCAUUCAAUGAGCAAAUCCAUGGAAAACUAUUACCAAGAGAGCGGGCGUGCAGGUCGGGAUGACCAGAAAGCCGACUGCAUCUUAUAUUACGGUUUCGGGGACAUAUUCAGAAUCAGCACGAUGGUGGUGAUGGAAAACGUAGGGCAACAAAAAUUGUACGACAUGGUUUCAUAUUGCCACAACAUGAGCAGAUGUCGCCGAGUUCUCAUAGCACAUCACUUUGACGAGGCCUGGGACUCCGCCAACUGCAACAAAAUGUGUGAUAACUGCUGCCGAGAGGAGUCAUUUGAGAAGAUGGAUGUGACAGGGCACUGCCGGGAUCUUGUCAAUAUUUUAAAGCAAGUGGACCAAAUGAGAGAGAAAUUCACUCCUCUGAAGCUGAUUGAUGCCUGGCUAGGGAAGGGUUUGUCAAAACUGGGAGUAGAUGUUGUUUCUCCCAAGCUUCCCCGGGAUGCACUGGAGAGAAUUGUUGCCCAUUUGAUACUGCAGCAGUACCUGAAGGAAGACUUCAGCUUCACAGCAUUUGCUACAAUAUCCUACGUGAAGAUAGGACCCAGAGCUGAUCUUCUGAAAAACAAGACUCAUGUUAUCACGAUGCCAGUGGUAAUGAGCAAAAACAGUAUUGCUAAGGUCAAAUCUCCAUUAUCCAGCCUAGGAGGCUCAUCUGGAAAGAAAACGGAUGUUGCACGUAAAAAAAGGGGAAGUGAACAUAAACCGCCUCAUUCAGAGAAACACGUCCAAGCAAAAAAGAUUAAAAUGGAAGAGGAAGAGGAGGACGAUGACGACGACUUGCUGUUCAUCGAUGAUUCCUAGAGUAUUUUGUUUGUUACUUUUCAACUCCAAAAUAAAUUGGGAGCUGCAAGAAAUGCCAAGAAAGCAACAGGGCUGGACAAGGACAGAAUUUGCCCCCAAGGCUGCUAGGCCCUCACUCAUCACAUCACCAGGCUUGUGGCAUUGUAUGGGUUUUUCUAGGUCUCCCUUAUCCUAGCCCUUGUUUUGGAUUAUAACGUAAGUGUGAUGGCUGGCUGGACAGGGAGUUGAUGGGUAGGACUCUGCUUUCCACCAGAAAUACAAGGAAACAUGACUUUGUUCUUAAAAUCCAUUAUGUAACCUCCUUAAACUGCCUUGAAUAUCUUGUUCUGAGUCGGGAUGUAAAUAAUACACAUUCACCACAAUUCAUGGUAUUUGUAAGGACUACUAAGAUAUUGCAUGACUUUGCAUACUCAAAAAUGUUGUAUAUAUGCUAUGUAUUAAAAUGUUUCUUGUCCCACAAAU